AUGUUGCGCAUGUCGUCGUUGUUGUGUUGGAUGGCCUCUUGCCAGAAGCUCAACUUUACGCAGGAGCCCUCUUGCCUCCUGCAGCUCGCACCACAGGCCGAAACCGACCCGACAUGCAUUUCGUCUUCUCAAUGGACAGAGCAAUUCUCUGUAGAACCACAGCCGCCGCCAGUUCCUGAACGAGGGUCUCAUUGGACUAGUGCGGCGCUGAAGGGCAACUUCGCCCUAAUGUCCUGGAGCCAGUUUGUCUCAGACCAACCUGCAGUCGUUCCGGCCUUGGCCCUCAUCUAUGGCUGGGAAGACGGGGAGUGGAAGUUGAACGCCAACCUGACUGCCCUGGCAUCCUGGAACAGUACCGACGGCGUAAUUUGGGCGGUGGCUGCUCUAAGCGUGGAGAACAUCGCGAUUGCCUACGGUGUAAGUGACCCUUCUAGACUACCGGUCUACAGCUUCCUCUACACAGGAACGGCAUGGACUUUGGUGAAUGUACAGGAAUUCCUUGAAGGAGUAAACUGCCAAUUUGGUCGCAAUGAUGAUUGCAUAAAGCUCGGGGGAGAUCUGAUGGUUUUCCGAACAGAAACCACCGAUCAGGGGGGUGGGUAUGGUUUCGAAACUUUCCAGUGGCAAGGGACGAGUUGGUCCCUAGUGCCAACUGCAAACAUCACAAACCCACCAGGAGUUGCAUUGUUCAGAUUUGCAGUCGAUGGACAACGCCUCGUGUUGACCAACCAGGUGUUCACCCCCGCAACGGUCCCGAUCGCUUACGUGUACGAUUGGACGGGCAGCACAUGGGAUGGGCCGUCAGCCAGUUUCACUCCCCAAAGUAACGCGAUCAUCAUGAGCGUCGCCGUGGAGGGCAAUUACAUUCUGACGGUCUUGUCCCUGAAUGAUGGAAUCGGAAUAGCCAAGCGGGCUUAUGUUCACGAGUACAAUGGCAGCUCAUGGGAGGAGGUCUAUAGCCAAGUGGUCGGCGAUCCGAAUGCAAGCUUCAACGAGAUCCGUGAUUCAGAUAUCUCCAUCAGUGGCAAGGCAGUAGUGACUGUUGACGCUCGUGUCGACCCCGCAAAUGUACGACGCAUCGUGAGCUUCUUCGAGAAAGGCAUUGAUAAUCUUUGGGGUCCGACACAAACAUUGGUCUUCAACAACGUCACGAGAGACUCUGCUGUGGGCAUCUCCACGACAGCCGCUUUAGUGACUGGCUUUGAGUUUGACAGCGGAAGUUCUAGCGUCCCCUUUAACGUCACCGCAACCGGCAUGAUCCUUGGCUGCGAUACAACUGAAACAACGACGCCGAUGCCUCCUUACGGGUACUCGUACUACUCACGGCACUCUCGGCGCUUCCGACGUGCACGCUGCCCAAAGUGGUGUGCUGCAAUCCGUUGGUGGCACUGGAGAUGCAUGCACUGCUAUUAG
Symbiodinium sp. CCMP2592 is the source of this 1413-nucleotide messenger RNA. The record is from the annotation of a GenBank genome assembly. NCBI's taxonomy places the organism in Eukaryota, Dinophyceae, Suessiales, Symbiodiniaceae.